Molecule: messenger RNA, 7871 nt
Organism: Suricata suricatta (meerkat)
Lineage: Eukaryota; Metazoa; Chordata; Mammalia; Carnivora; Herpestidae
Gene: MMS22L
Product: MMS22 like, DNA repair protein
Exons: 25
Coding region: 120-3839 (1239 amino acids)
Biological process (GO): replication fork processing; double-strand break repair via homologous recombination
Cellular component (GO): nuclear replication fork
Source: RefSeq, a predicted model, not a curated record
UGGCAGUGGCGGGAAUUUCGCCUGUUUCUGAUUGAGACCUCACGGAUGCCGGGGUUGUAGUCUGGGAAGCUGGGGACGGAUCUCCGGGACCUAAAGUGUGGGGAGACAGGAAGGAAGUAAUGGAUAACUGUUCCGCUGCGUCGACGUUCCUGACCGACAGCUUGGAGCUGGAGCUGGGGAGAGAAUGGUGCAAACCCCCUUGUUUUUCCUGUGGUUUUGACCACCGAGGAGGAAGUCAUUUUUCUGGAGAGUCCUACCUUUCUAGCGGAUCCCUUAAGCGAUUAAUUUUGAACCUUGAUCCCUUACCAACUAAUUUCGAAGAAGAUACAGUGGAAAUAUUUGGCAUUCAGUGGGUUACUGAAACAGCACUGGUGAAUUCAUCUAGAGUGCUCUUCCAUUUAUUCAGGCAAUGGCUAUACAACUUGGAAACCUUAUUACAGGCCAGCUGUGAUUUUGGGAAGAUAUCAAUCCUGCACAGCAAAGCAGACAAUAUUAGGCAGCAGUGCGUGACAUUUCUUCAUUAUGUUAAAGUUUUCAUCUUUAGGUACCUGAAAGUACAGAAUGCUGAGAGUCCUGUUCCUGUUCAUCCCUAUGAGACUGUGGAGGCACAGCUUCCUUCUUUGUUGGUUGAUGAACUUCAUGGAUUACUUUUAUAUGUUGGACGUCUAUGUGAACUUCCCAGUAUUAAUUCAGGAGCAUUUGUAAAUCAAAACCAGAUUAAGCUUUAUCCACCAUCAUGGCAUUUAUUACAUCUCCACUUAGAUAUCCAUUGGCUGGUGCUAGAAAUUCUUCACAUGCUUGGUGAAAAAUUGAAACAAGUUAUAUAUGGUCAUCAGUUUAUGAAUCUGGCAGGCGACAAUUUAACUAAUGUCAGCCUAUUUGAAGAACAUUGUGAAAAUCUCCUUUGUGAUUUAAUAAGCCUUUCACUCAACAGGUAUGACAAGGUCAGGCCAUCUGAAGCAUUAGUGAGUCACCACUGCCCGUGUUCAUGCGUCAAAGAAUUAUGGGUUCUACUCAUUCAUCUUCUAGAACACAGAAGUAAAUGGUCUCUUUCAGAAUCAUUUUGGAACUGGUUGAAUAAACUACUUAAAACACUCUUUGACAAAUCAAGUGACCGAAGACGACCAGUGCUGAUAAUGCAGCCCAGGGAUCCAUUAGGUUUUAGUUGGUGGACCAUCACUCAUGUAGCAUCAUUUUACCAGUUUGAUCGCCAUGGAACACCAGAUGAAAUGAGACAAAUGGAAUCAAAUUGGAAUUUUGUAGAAGAACUGCUAAAAAAGUCCAUCAAUGUUCAGGAUGGUGUACCAGAAGAACAUUUACGAAUGCAUCUGCACUGUUGUUUGACACUUUGUGAUUUCUGGGAGCCAAACAUUGCAGUUGUCACCAUUCUAUGGGAAUAUUAUAGUAAGAACCUGAAUAGCUCUUUCAGCAUCUCUUGGCUUCCUUUGAAAGGCCUUACACAUAUCAUUAAGUCACCCUUGUCUAUGCUAGAAAUGGUGAAGACCUGCUGUUGUGAUAAACAAGAUCAUGAUCUGUAUAAAUCCAGCAGUAGUUACACCAUUUUCCUUUGCAUUUUGGCAAAAGUUGUUAAAAAAGCAAUGAAGAGCAAUGGCCCUCAUCCUUGGAAACAAGUCAAAGGAAGAAUAUACUCUAAAUUCCAUCAAAAAAGAAUGGAAGAACUAACUGAAGUUGGUCUUCAGAACUUUUUCAACCUUUUUUUAUUAUUAGCAGCUGUCGCAGAAGUGGAAGAUGUGGCAAGUCAUGUGUUAGGUCUCCUGAAUUUCCUCAGGCCUUCCUUUAUAACAUCUCCCCUCAUUUGGAAGGGUCAAGUGGCCUUCCUUUUAAUGUAUACCCAGAAAAAUCUGGACAUUGGUGUUUUGGCUGAGAAAUUUUCAGGUGCUUUCCGAGAGAAAGCAAAAGAAUUCUUGGUAUCCAAGAAUGAUGAAAUGGGACAAAGACAGACUCUCUGGACACUUCUUUCCAUCUAUAUUGAUGGUGUUCAAGAAGUGUUUGAGACUAGCCAUUGCUUGCAUCCUUCCCAUGAAAAACUACUUAAUGAUGGAUUUAGUAUGCUUCUGCGAGCUUGUCAAGAAUCUGAACUUAGGAUGGUGUUGAGCUUUCUACAAGCUGUUCUGGCCAGAAUCAGGAGUAUGCAUCAACAAUUGUGUCAGGAACUUCAAAAGGAGAAUGUGGACCUAAGUGCGCAGUCUUCAUUAUUGGCUAAAGAGCGCCACCUUGCUGCAGUUGCCAGUGCACUAUGGAGACAUUUCUUUUCAUUUUUGAAGAGUCAGAGAAUGUCACAGAUAGUGCCUCUCUCGGAACUUGCGGACGCAGCUGCAGAUUUUACUUUGCUAGCAUUGGACAUGCCCAGCACUGCUCCAUCAGAUCUUCAGCCUCAGCCAGUUAUAUCAAUGAUGCAGCUUUUUGGUUGGGAUGAUAUUAUCUGGCCCCAGGUUGUAGCAAGAUAUUUAAGUCAUUGCCUACAAAAUAGUAUGUUAUGUGAAGCACUUCCUCAUUCAGGCUGUGUAUCUUUCCAAGUCUUAACUAUAAGAUCAUGGAUUCGUUGCAUUUUGCAAAUGUAUAUAAAAAACUUACAUGUAGCUGAUGAUUUGUUCAUUGAUAUAAAUCCUGGACAGGCUGUUGAGAAAGAAUACUUGGGACAGUUGACUGAACUGACAAGGUUGCUAUUUAAACUCUCAGAAGUAAAGGAUAUUUUUUUAAAGGCUCAAGUUGAAUAUUUAUCCAGUCCAGAGGACCCUACCAAAGCACUUGUUCUGUUUUUUGAGGCUGUUGGUAUUACUUAUGGAAAUCUGCAGACACUUUCUGAUAAAUCGGUCAUGGUUGCAAAGUCCUUAGAGUACCUUGGUGAAAUAUUAAAAUAUAUAAAACCCUACUUGGGAAAAAAAAUUUGUAGUGCAGGACUGCAACUGACUUACAGGAUGAUGGGAAUUCUUGUUAAAUCAUGGGCACAGAUCUUUGCCACCUCUAAAGCCCAAAAGCUACUAUUCCGGAUCAUAGAUUGUUUACUGCUGCCACAUACAGUGUUACAGCAAGAGAAGGAGCUGCCUGCACCCAUGUUGAUAGCAAUUCAGAAGAGUCUUCCUUUGUAUCUUCAGGGCAUGUGCAUUGUAUGUUGUCAGUCUCAAAAUCCAAAUGCUUAUUUGAACCAGUUACUAGGGAAUGUCAUUGAACAGUACAUUGGGCGGUUUCUGACGGCUUCACUGCCCGGUGUAGGUCUUGGACAACACCCCGUUUUGUUGGCAUUGAGAAACUCCGCCACUGUUCCACCGAUGUCACCUCUAAAGAAAUGCAUUAUACAAGUCAUAAGGAAGUCCUACUUGGAGUCUAAAGGGUCCCUGCUCCCUCCUCGCUUGGCAUCUAUCCUGGCCUUCACCCUCCAGCUCUUCAAAGAAACCAACAUAGACAUAUCUGAAGUCGAAUUGCUCCUACCCAGCAUCUUAAAAUCAUUGGUGUUGGUCAAUGAACCCCAAGUGAAAAGGCUGGCCACAGAGAACCUGCAAUAUAUGGUAAAAGCCUGCCAAGUGGGGUCAGGAGGAGAACCCGCCACCCAGCUGACUUCUGUGUUUAGGCAUUUUAUCCAGGAUUACAGUAUGAGAUACGAUUAUCAGAUUUACAGCAUUUUAGAAACAGUAGCAACAUUAGACCAGCAGGCUGUCAUCCACUUGCUUUCUACCCUCACUCAGUCUCUGAAGGAUUCAGAGAGGAAAUGGGGCCUUGGCAGAAACAUCGCACAACGGGAAGCUUAUAGCAAACUUUUAUCUCACCUAGGACAAGCGGGACAAGAUGAAAUGCAAAGACUGGAGAGUGAUAAUACCUAGGAUAUUUUGUGACUUGCCUUCUCUAUUACAACUGUCUGAAGCUGCUUUGCACCAUUCUGAUUCAUACUUCUAAUUAAUUGUAUAAUAUUCUGUUUAAAAUACUUUCUCGGAUUUUUAUCUUCCAUACCUGUAAGUAUAUACAAAGUACAUAAAUAAAAUAAAGGUUAAUUAAAUAUAUGAUAGGACCUUUAGAACUUGGCAGAAUUGCAUUCUCUCCUUAAAGAGUUUUUAGUUAAACUAAUUUAAAGGAACUUUCUCUGUGACUGUUAUCUGUGUGUGUCUGUUCAAUAGAUCUGUACCAGCUGUUCCAGGGACUUUUCGCUGUAGUGUAAAUUUCUGUCCUAUGAGUGAUUCGCUUGUUAGUUUUAGUAUGAUGUGGGUUGUUUGCUUAACAUUACCUGGCAACCCUGUGCUGGGUUUUGAGAAAGGGGGUUCAGGAGGUGGGAUUGUGUGUUUGUCAUCUUUUGUUACACUGUGUGUGAAGCAAGUUAAUAAAUGCCUGGCACACUUAACUCUGUGAGGAACGAGACCGAGUCUGGCUAAAUGAAUAUACAGAUAGUAUAUAAAAUGUUUUAAAAUUUAAGCCAGCAGUGUUUAUGCUUAGGUCCCAAAAGUUGCCAGAUUUUUGUUUUCUUUAGUCAUCAUCCUUCUUCUUGAGAAUUAGUUAAAAGACCUCUAUCAGGAGGUAUAUAAAUAAGACCCUUUAAGAAAAGAGAAGCUAACAUCUAAAAAAUCUUCAGAUUACAUUAUUCACAGAUGGGUUCUGAGAAGUCAGCUGGUUUAUCUCCUUGCUCACCAAUCAGAGCCUUGUAUAAUUUACCCUCUUAUAUUUACAGUUUCCUUUGAGCGCAAUUGUGUCUCAACUCGUUAACUGUUUCAUACAGAUUUUUAUUUUACCUGUUAGGCUCUUGUUCUUGACUCCUUUUUGUGGUGAGCAUUAUUUGGUGAAAGAACUCCAGUUCUUUCCAGUGUUGGGGACCCACCUAGAUCCCAAAGCCAGCUCUGCUUUGUAAACUCGGGCAAGUCACUUAACCUUGCUCAGUUUCUUCAUGGAGAAAAGAAGAAUGCUAAUCUUACUUCUAUUUCACAGUGUCCCGGUAAGAAUCAGGAUACUAAUGUAUUGGCGACACAGGUUCUACUUGAGGUGUACAGAGAUGAUUACUAAUCAUUCAUACACAAAGGUAAAGAACACCUCUCAAUUUUGUCCCUCUUUCUCUAAUAGGUCAUAAAAUAAUGAGCACCUUUUUUUUUAAAUUUUUCCUUACACAUCAUGUUUGCUAACUUUGCAGUAACUUAGUUUUCUUCUUGAGACUCUAGUGUUUAUCAUGGUUCUUCUAUUACCUCCCUUUUCUAACUCAGGAAGUAUCUUUAAAACUGAAGUGUAUUGCAGUCAGCAAAUUUAUAUUAUUAAUCUUCUCCUUACCAUAAUAUGUGAAAUCUAAAGGAGUGUCUGUUGUUUUCAUGACAUACCAAUAGUCUUCCCCCGCAGACCAGCUGUUAGUACUUCAACAAAUGAAUGAAUAAACCGCGUUAAGGUAACUUAGUAGACUUUAAAGCAGCGAGUUUCUUUUCGUUAUCAUAGUAACUUAUUAAACUUAAUGUAUUGCUUUGCAAAUUUCAGCAAAUGAAGCUUAAUUUGUUUAAGGUGAUGGCUUUUAAAGAAGUUAUUUAUGUGUGUGUGUGUGUGUGUGUGUAUAUAUCUAUAUAUCUAUAUUUUACUUUCAAAGUAGGAUUAAUAGGAUACCUUUGAGAAUCAUGUUUCUUAGAAUAUGAAGCUUUUAAGGGAUGAGAAAAGCCACUUCUGAAUCAUGCAUUAGGGCAUAUGUCUAUAGAUGCUAAGAAUAAAUAGUUUAUAGUUUAAAAAUUAGUAACAGAAAAAUCUGUAACAAUACGUAUGUGUAUAUGUGUGUUCAUAUAGAAGUGAAAUUUUAAAGGCGCUGUUUUAAUUGAAAAAAAAAUAUAUGACUCAGUUUAUUUUCUUGAAAAUCUUCACAGACCCUUCACUUAAUCUUACUUUUUCUAUUCCUAGACUUAGAGUACCUUAUUCCUGUUUCCUUAAUACGUAUUCUCCCGAGAACCUGUACUGUGCGGGCUGCUGCUUCUCCCUCUCCCUGUGAGCCGUCCUCUCCUGGGGCAGGCUGGGAGCACAUUCUCGCUCCUCGGGUCCUGUGGCCUGACAUCUGUAUUUCCCUCCAUCUUCUCAGCCGCCCCAUGGUGAUACUCCUCCUUCCUACGUAGUGCACUUUGAAGGCACCCCCAUGUUCUCCUUUCUGGUCCUCAGUGACGAGAUCUGGCUCUUCACUUGCUGUCUCAACAUUUUCUAGUAGUGAACUGCUAACGCUAGCUCAUAAUUUCAUCUCUAAAGUCUAUUUCUGGUGCUAAUUUCUCUCUAACCCUCUCUAGUUGGAUCCUCUUGAAAUCUCAAGGCAACGUGUCAAGCUGCACUUGUCACUUAUUUUAAACUAGCUCCUGCCUUUUCUAUCCAGAGAAUGUACUGUUUUCACAUGCUAUUUAGCCUUGAAACUUCAGAAGCAUCUUGGAUCUUACGUGUUCCCCACUUUCAGGUGAUCACUAGUAUGGGCUCUUGCUAUUUUUUUUCUUUUCCCCAUCCUAUACACCCCAACUGUCUUUUUUCUACUGGGCACUUUCUUACCUCCUUAUCUCUGAUCUCCUUUCCUGUAAUUCAUUCUCACACAGUUCUGACUUUAGUGUUGCUAAGAUAAUCUUUUCCUCCUGUUAACUUUUCUGCUCAAGGACCUCCGGUGACUUGCCAGUGUCAGUAAGCUGACAUUCAGACUCUGCAGUCAGGAGACAUUCUGCCAUCUGACUCUCCCUUUUCUAUGCACACUUAACUCAUGCAGGAGACGAGACUGCUUUAGACGCCUGAAUGCCUUGUUGUUUCUGCACUCUGAGCCUCACUCAGCUUGCCGCAGACAAUACCACCCUUUUUGUAGAAACAGCCUUCAGACACUUAAAUAGGAGGAGAGUUAAAAUACACAUUUUGGAUAUAGGGGUAUUCCAGUCCAAUAAUUUCUGUAAAAUAUCAGAUGGAAUGUAAAAGAGAUGAUUGAAGGACAACAGAAUGGUAGAAAGACUUUAUUAGAUAUUCAGAUUUGGUUAUGAUUUAAACUUUAAUUGAACAUUUAAUUAGGUUUUCAUGGGGGAGUAAAAAACAUGGAGUAUGAUCUCUGUACAGAAAUCUUUUAGUAUUGACUUCAUUUGCAUUAGAAGAGUUUCAUGGUUUAAAACUUUUGUAUUUUUACCUAUUCCUAGCAUAUUUUUUCUUAAGCCUAUUUGACUUUUUCUACCUGGGCAUCUAUAUUUAAAAAACAACAACAACAAACUCAUCUCUAGCCUGUGUGUGUGUGUUCUUUACCCAUUAUUAUUUUCUUUCAUGCUUCUUCACAAAUUUUUAAAGCCACUUUGUUCUUAAAGAAUUACAUGUACUUUAACAGAACCUUUGACAGCUUUUAUUUUUACAUUCCCUUUGUUAAAAUUAUCUGUUAUAUAAAAAUUUGACAAUUUCUGCAGUUGGGAAAAGCCUCUAGGAAACCAGUCUUCCCUAAAUCCUAUAGAUUUUACGCAAACCUUAUUUUUUUCCAAAAACUCAUCUCCUGCCUUCUCCUCCUGGGGUUAAAAAUACUACCUUGUCAGUCAAGUACGUAGUAUGCCUGUAUAAAUACCAGGUUUUGUUUGCUUAAAACAGUUGGUUUGGGAAGCUAGCAAAGUAGCCUAUUUUUUCAGAUAUUUAAUAAGAUCCAAGAUUUGUAUUUUGAUUCUGUGAUAAUUUAUGUUGCUAAUGUUACCAAAAUAAGUACUACAUGAUUGGAAUUGAAUAACUUCUGCUUAUUAACGUUUUUGGUGUGUUAGUAGUUUUCCAAUUUAUAGCAUUUAUUGCAUUUGUGAAUUUUGUUUUCAGAAAAUUCUGGGCCUUAUUGUAUAUUGAUGCUUAUAAGUUAAUUGUGCAUAUAACAUGAUUUUUAAAAUGUAUAUAUUUACAUUGCACCCAUGAUUAUUUCACUUCCUUUUUUA